AUCAUAAAAUCAAUUUUGAGGAAAUGAAAGAUCGAUUUCACCAGUCCAUUAACUGCCUUCCACAAGGAUCAUUGAAAAAGGAACUUAUUCGGAAAUAUGUAAAGUAUGUAAAGAAAUUAUGGAGAAUCAUAAAAAAAAAUAAAGACCGGAAUAAAUACAAAGAAGAGGCAGAAGGAGAUUUACAAUACAAUUUGCUUACACCAGAUGGUAGAAAAUCAGCUGUCAACAAGUUGAAAAAACAAAGUAAAGAAACGCGACGGAGACUUGGGAAACAUCUGUUGGCUGAGGUUUAUAGUGAUGCUGAUGUAUCCAAAGAAGUUUUGGGAUUGGUUGUUGAUGAUUAUGACGGAGAUAAGAAGUCUGCUAAUAUGAAAGCAAUUGAAGUAGAAAACCAAGUUACUCUUGGUAACACCAAUAGAGAUGUAUUACAUAAACACAUCUCUAGCUUUAUCAGGUGUAUGACAUUACAGAGGGACAUCAGUAAUUUCUUGUUAUUGGUUGUCUUUCAGAAUUCUAUGAUUACAAGUGUGGAUGAGAAAAAACCACACUUUGAAGAUCUUCUUGCCGCAGUCAUAUCACUUUACCUUGAUGUGGAAAUCUAUCUUCAUCGAGGAAAGGAUGAUGCAGCAGAUGCAGCCAAGAAUACUAUACUUAAAAUAAACAUGUUACUGGGAAAGUCCACUUCCUACCUAUAUGAUGCUGUUUUACAGACAACAUCAGUUACUGCGAAAGAUGUACCAUUUAUGUUACCUAUCUACGAGAGUAUUUUGAAGAGACCUCCAGAUGUUGUUACUAACUGUACUUAUAUCAAAUACAUGAGUACUGUCAAGCAAGUCUUAAGUAUCUUGGAUAAUAAGUACAAGGAUAAAGUUGAUUUAAUUAAAAAGGAAGCUAGAAAAGUAAGCGUACCACCCGGUUUUCUUCAAUGGAUCAAAGAAAUCUCUCCAAACAUAUUGGAUGAUGUUCCGUUGAAAGUCAGAUCAUCAGGAGAUAGGAUCACUAACUACAUAUUGAAGGAAGCAUCAACUGAGUUUAUAGAUAGCUUGAUUGAAUGUGUAGAAUAUCCAGGAGAAAUAAAUUUGGAGGAUGAAGAAAAUGAAUUCACAGUAGAUGGAAAACUUUAUUCUUUGUGGAUAAAUCAGCUGAUGAAACCAUGGAAACAAAAAUGAAGAUUGACUUCAGUUCAUUAACAUCGGAUAAUGAUGAUGACAUACAUAGUAAAAUUGAUGAAUUAAUAUCUAAUAUAUCAUCAGACGAUGACGACGACAUUGAGGAUGCUGUUGAUGU
This is a messenger RNA of Saccoglossus kowalevskii, 1287 nucleotides long. RefSeq lists its product as uncharacterized. Lineage: Eukaryota; Metazoa; Hemichordata; Enteropneusta; Harrimaniidae. The record is from RefSeq and is a predicted model, not a curated record.